Messenger RNA from Bombina bombina (fire-bellied toad), 3226 nucleotides. It is a transcript of the gene GMEB2, whose product is annotated as glucocorticoid modulatory element binding protein 2. Gene Ontology annotation, molecular function: DNA-binding transcription activator activity, RNA polymerase II-specific; RNA polymerase II cis-regulatory region sequence-specific DNA binding. Gene Ontology annotation, cellular component: nucleus. The record is from RefSeq and is a predicted model, not a curated record. Bases 179 to 1786 code for a protein of 535 amino acids. Lineage: Eukaryota; Metazoa; Chordata; Amphibia; Anura; Bombinatoridae. Gene Ontology annotation, biological process: positive regulation of transcription by RNA polymerase II. The transcript has 10 exons.
CGCGCACAGCUUCCCUAAGCUCAGGAACGCGCGCAAGGCCUGGUUUCAUCCACACCAGCCCACGUUACCGAGGCAGAAAGAAGCUACCGGAAACCGCCCUGUGCAUCAAUUGCACUGUUCGGCCAUCCGACUUCUGAAGCGGGCUGACAACUGCAUCUCCCUGUCUGGCUCAUUAGCCAUGGCCACCCCAGAUGUCAGUAUGCACGUGGAGGAAGUGGUGGUAGUUACCACUCCAGACAACAUCAUGGAUAGCAGUGGUAUGGAGGAAGUUAAAGCUGUGCUGGUGACAACUAACCGGAGCCUUGCUGAAGAAGCUUUGGAGUCAGAAAAUGUGGCUGCUGCAGCUGCCGCCGCUUUUAAUGCAUCCACCGAGCUGAAGGAAGCAGUGCUAGGUAUGGAAAUGAAGAUGGAGGAAGAGGAGAGUCUUGAAGGUCUGGAAGGUCUGGAAGCUGAACUUGUUUAUCCCAUCACCUGUGGGGAGAGCAAGGCCAACCUGAUCUGGAGGAAGUUUGUGUGCCCAGGCAUCAAUGUCAAAUGUGUGCAGUACAAUGAACAUCUGCUGAGCCCCAAAGAGUUUGUCCACUUAGCUGGCAAAUCUACAUUAAAGGAUUGGAAGAGAGCAAUUCGGAUGAAUGGAGUCAUGCUCAGGAAGAUUAUGGAUUCAGGGGAGCUGGAUUUUUAUCAGCACUCUAAAGUGUGUUCCAACACUUGUCGAAGCACCAAAAUUGACCUGACAGGAAGCCGUGUAUCACUCUGCAGCCAGACAUCCACUGAGUAUAUUCCUAUCACUCCAGCUUCCACUGAAUUGAAUGGGAACCCAACAACUAUCACUAUAGAAACUUGCGAGAGCACUGGGGACUGGACUGGCACUAUUGCAGAUGACACCUUGAUUUUCUGGCAAAGCCUUAAGGAAGCUGGCCUUUUGGAGGAUGUUAUUCAGGAGUUCCACCAGGAGCUGCUGGAAACCAUGAUGGGUCUGAAAGAUCGUCUCCAAACACCACCUAUACAGCUCCAUGAUGCUGUAUUGCUCAACAACAUUGUUCAAAACUUUGGCAUGUUGGAUCUAAUAAAGAAAGUAUUGGCCAGUCACAAAAGCCAAAUGGAUCGAUCCAGAGAGCAGUAUACCAGGGAUUUAGCGGCACUUGAGCAGCAAUGCGAUGAGCACAGGAGACGUGCCAAGGAGCUCAAACACAAAUCUCAACAUCUUAACAAUGUGUUGAUGACCCUAACACCUGUAAGUGUCCCUACUCCAACAAAACGACCAAGACUAACUCGAGCCACUUCAGGUCCUGCUGCUAUCAACUCACAGGUCAAUACACAGACAGCACAGAUCACCCUGCCACAAGGAAUGACAAUUUCCCAGCUCUCCAGCCUUCCCUUCACCAAAGUAAUUUCCACAAGUGUCCCCUCUUCUUCUACAAAUGUGUUGUCCAAGAACACAUAUUCUCAGGCCAACAACUCCCCACCAUCUCCUGUGUUAGGAGGUUACACUAUUCUCACCCCUUCAAGCAGUGGUUACCCCAGCACACUGGAAAUCCAUCCUGAUUCUUCUAAUCUAACUGUAUUGAGCACUGCAGCUAUGCAGGACAGCAAUACUGUACUUAAAGUUAUGAGCCCUAUCCAGCUCCUUACCCUACAAGGCCUUGGUGCUACCAUACAGAAUCUGGCUCAGAUGGCACCAGCUGGCAGCACUUUUGUAGCCAUGCCUUGUGGCACAGGAGAAGGGGAGGAUGAACAGACCACAUUUGAGGUGACGUCACUUACAGAGGAACAGGAGCAGAAAUAGACUGUUGACCCAAGGACUAGGGAAUUGAACAUAGCGAGAAAAGACUGAAUGUGGCUUACCACUGGAAGCUGAUGAACCAAAGAGGGACAGUAUAACAAGAAAGCUUCUGCUGUGGUGGACUGACCAGCCACACAUGACUACAAUGGGUGUGUUAAUCAUUAGUAGGUGGUGCCACUGUGUGUGUUUAGAAUUCCCAGUGGCUAAAAACACUAUAGCCCAAGUAGUAGAAUGAUCUUAUAACUGAGCCUCUGCCUUCUAAAAAAAAACAAUUUUGUACAUUGUGUAUCAGGUUAACUUGCACUAAAGAAAGAUAAAAGCAAACCUGAUAAAUGCCAGUCUAUAGUGUUCUGAUAUUAAAUGCAUGUUCAAUGACUGGCUCAGUUAUGUCAUAUAAUUUAGGGAGUGAAGGAAGCAGGUAUAGUGCACAAGUAAAAAGUGAACAGGAGGCUACCUUUUUUUUUAUUUUCAAACUAUACAUAUAAUGGGACGCACUUUUUUUCCAGCAAUGUCCUCUUUGUCCGAGGGCUCCGAUAUUGUGGAUACAUAAGCCAUUGAGUAUUAAUAGCUGGAAGGUUAAUGUAAUUUAUUAUUUCCAUGGAGGCCCUAAUGAUAACUUCAAUAAGGUUCCUACUAGUGGCCAGUAAGAGAGGUAAGAAAUGUUCAUUGUAGACACAGGUAUAUGCAAUAUCUUUUAUCCUGAAUAAUUAUUUUGUUUAUUUUUAUGUGGGGUUGUAUUAGGUUUCUGAGCAAGAUACCAGCAAUAGCUUAAGCCCUCCAAAUAGAGAGAGUAUCAAUCAAGGAUGAACCAGAGGUGUGGGGUACUGUCGGUAGUUUAGCGUCCAGUGAGGAAUAAGGAAGUAUGGAGCAGAAUGUGAAAAGCAGAGAAAGCGGAAUAAAAUUGAAGUUUUGAAGACUAUGGACAAAUAACAAGCAGAGCAUCUAGGUUCCCAGAUAACUAUAACAAUCUGAUUGGCAGUUGGAAUGGAAGGCAGGGGCUCAGUUUGAAUAUUUUUUUUUUUUUUUUGCUAAAGGGCAUAUUGCCUUGCUAAGUCUCAUUUUAGCAGGAGCAUGUUUUCUGUCUUAAGCCAAUAACCUGCCCCAAUUAUUAGUUACCACUGCCAAGAGUUACAACAGCAUGUUAUUGUUUAUGAGGGCAUGUAGAGACUGGUUAAACCACUGGAGUGUGCAGCAACAAAAAUGUUUUUUAUCAACUACUAUCGAUGAACAGGAAUUCAAAUUUAUUCGUACAGCAGAUCUGCACAGAAAUGGAUCUACUUAUGAGGCAUGAUCUUCAACUAUUAGCAGUGCUGAUCAGUGUUUCAUAAUGCUCCCAAACUUGCUCCAUGUGUGAUCAUUUCCAGAUAUGUAAACCCACCAUGCCCUCAGAAAGAAAAGCAAAAUGAGUUGGGUGUAGGAACAAUAAAAGAGCAACACCACACA